CAAAGACCCGUAACGUCGCAAUUUGUUUUUAUUGCUGAAGGACUCUUUGAUUCCAUCUCGGUAACUUUUACAAAGGUAUAUGUUCUAUAAAGAGGAUUCGUUACCAGAGAUAAGUUUAAGUGUUGACAAUGAGCGAAAAAAUUUCUGAGAAAAGCAUACAUCUAUGGUUAGUUAGCAGAAAUGGAAUGCAGAUUGUUCUCAAACAUUUCUAAUGAGAACAAACUGAUCUGCACAAGUUGUUCCUCAAUAAUAUGAACGGUUAGUGAAUUAGGUUAAAAAUGAUUUGGAGUAAAACUUGACGUGUAACUGUAUACAUUAAUUCGUAACAGAUCGUUGAUACUAACCUCAGUGCAUCGUUCUCCCUGUAUCCCGCUCCAAUUUUGUAACAUCUCACAGUUUUUGUGGACACCAUUAGUGAGUCGAGCCUUCAAAUCAUCUGCCUUAAACAUGGGUGUUCAUCAAUUGAGCAAGGUGAUCGGUGAUAAUGCACAAAAAGCUGUCAAAAGUUGUGAAAUUAAAUCCUAUUUCGGAAGGAAAGUAGCAAUUGACGCUUCAAUGUCAAUUUAUCAGUUUCUUAUCGCUGUUAGACAAGAAGGGAAUACUCUAAUGAAUGCAGAAGGCGAAUCGACUAGUCACUUGAUGGGCAUGUUUUAUCGAACAAUAAGAAUGAUAGAAAAUGGAAUCAAGCCUGUAUAUGUUUUUGAAGGAAAACCACCCUCUAUGAAGGCUGGUGAAUUGGCGAAACGCGCUGACAGACGUAAUGAGUCAACUAAAGAAUUGGCAAAAGCAGAAGCUGAAGAAAAUUUAGAAGCUAUCGAAAAAUUCUCCAAGCGUUUAGUCAAGGUUACUCCAGCUCAUAACGAAGAUUGUAAGCAGCUUCUUACUUUGAUGGGUGUUCCAUUUGUUAAUGCACCUGGAGAGGCAGAAGCGCAAUGUGCAGUAUUGGCAAAGUCGGGAAAAGUUUAUGCUGUGGGGACUGAAGAUAUGGAUGCAUUAGCAUUUGGUACUCCAGUUUUACUACGACAUUUGACAUUCAGUGAAGCCAGAAAAAUGGCCAUUCAAGAAUUUAACUUGGCAUCAGUUCUCGAAGGUCUUGGUUUAACUAUGGAUCAGUUCAUAGAUUUGUGCAUAUUACUCGGUUGUGACUACGUUGAUACAAUACGGGGAAUCGGUCCUAAAAAAGCGUUAGAUUUGCUGCACAAGUACCAGUCGAUUGAUUGCGUUUUAAAGAAUCUUGAUAAAUCUAAGUAUCUUGUCCCAGAUGAUUGGCCAUACGAAGAUGCGAAAAAGCUUUUCUUGAAUCCCGAGGUGACUGACCCUUCAUCAAUUGAAUUUCUCUUAUAUUCUUAUCGAAUAGUUGGAUAUGUCGAUUUUAUUGA
Messenger RNA from Schistosoma turkestanicum, 1379 nucleotides. Lineage: Eukaryota; Metazoa; Platyhelminthes; Trematoda; Strigeidida; Schistosomatidae. The record is from the annotation of a GenBank genome assembly.